AUGCAAUGUUUACAUCUGGAUGAUGUGACACUAGAGACAUAUCAUCAUCGCCAGAACUGGCAGCUAGUGGCUUGUUUGAUGAUUGAGGCUUUCCCUGUUGAAGCUCUGAACUCUAUCCAACACUUGAAUGGGUCUGUUGGUGAAAUGGAGCAUACAGAGGCAUCAACUCAAUACCAUACCACGUUGUUAGUCAGCAGGACAGCAUACACGGUAGAGACUGACGUUGCCAAGAGAGAAACUGGGGUUCAUUUCAAUUCGAAGAGCGGCUUGGUGUCUGCUAGGGGUAAUUUCAAUAAGUUGUUUCUGACUGUGCAAGCUUUGAUUUCAUUGGUCUUGAUUAUGGUUAUCUUCCCCUCCACUUGCUUGAUCUUGGCUGUUGAUCAACCCGGCCCUUUGGAUUUAUUGUCCUCCACAACACAAAAUGAAGGUGAUGAUGUGAGGGAGGAAUCGCCAUUUUCCUGA
Dovyalis caffra is the source of this 462-nucleotide messenger RNA. NCBI's taxonomy places the organism in Eukaryota, Viridiplantae, Streptophyta, Magnoliopsida, Malpighiales, Salicaceae. The record is from the annotation of a GenBank genome assembly.